AUGUCGACAGUUGUCAACGCUGCGGCGUCGCUGAGCCUGGCCCUGCCCAAGGCCUCGACCAUAUUCUCCAUGAUCCAGCCCACCGGCGUUUUCCACCUCGGAAACUACCUCGGAGCUGUCCGAGGAUGGGCUGAUGUUGCAAAGGCCAACCCCGACCCUACAACCGAGAUUUUCUUUGGAGCCGCCGACCUGCACGCAAUCACCAUGCCCAAGGACCCCAAACAGCUGCAGGAGUGGCGACACGACGCCCUGGCGUCUAUUCUGGCUGCAGGAAUCGACCCCGACCGAUGCUCCGUCUUCUUCCAGUCAGCUAUCCCCGAACACACCCAGCUCUACUGGGUGCUCUCCAACAGCAUUGGAAUGGGCUACCUGAACCGAAUGGUGCAAUGGAAAAGCAAAGCGGGAGUGGCAGAGUCCGCCUCUUUCUUCGAAGACUCAGAGCUACUCUCACAGCUCAAGCACGGCUUGUUUUCUUACCCUGCUCUGCAAGCAGCCGACAUUCUCAUGUACAAGUCCACCCAUGUGCCUGUUGGAGAAGACCAGAGCCAGCAUCUGGAGCUCACCCGAGCCGCAGCCCAGUCCUUCAACGCCCAGUACGCCUCCAAAAAGAAACCCUUCUUCCCCAUCCCUACUACACUAUUUGCGCCUACCAAGAAGAUUGCUUCUCUCAGAGACCCCUCCAAAAAGAUGUCCAAGAGCGAUCCCAACAAAAUGGCCUCCAUUUUCAUCACAGAGAGCCCCGAGCAGAUCUACAAGAAGUUCAAGUCUGCAGUUAGUGACUCUGACCCGGCUCCUUUCCUCUACGACCCUGAGAAUAGACCGGGCCUGUCUAACCUCAUGACUAUCAUGGCAGGUGUACAGAGAGUCUCUAUUGAGGACGUGGAAAAGAACAUUGCCGAUAUCAAGACAUUUGGAGAACUCAAGAAAACCGUGUCCGAUAUCGUGGUCGAGGAUCUGGCUCCCGUUCGAUCCGAGUUCGACAGACUCAAGAACGAUAGAGCCUACCUCGAAAGCAUUGUCAAUAAGGGCAACCUCAAGGCCAGAGAAAAGGCCUCCAAAACCCUCAAGGAGGUCUACGACCUGAUCGGAUUCGGUAACGUGCCCACCAAAUAA
Yarrowia lipolytica CLIB122 is the source of this 1113-nucleotide messenger RNA. RefSeq lists its product as uncharacterized. Gene Ontology annotation, molecular function: ATP binding; tryptophan-tRNA ligase activity. Gene Ontology annotation, cellular component: mitochondrion; mitochondrial matrix. NCBI's taxonomy places the organism in Eukaryota, Fungi, Ascomycota, Dipodascomycetes, Dipodascales. The record is from RefSeq and is a predicted model, not a curated record. Gene Ontology annotation, biological process: mitochondrial tryptophanyl-tRNA aminoacylation.